GCGGAUAAAAAGAAAAAAAAAGAAAUACGCCUUUGCAUCUCCUAAAACGUACCCUGACCCUCACGGCUUCCCUCGUCUUUGCCCUCGCCUCCCUGGUAGCGGCGGCCGCUUGCCCCGCUAUGACCACCGCCGCCCCGCCGCCGCUGCUAAUGGCACACCGCGAAGGUGGAGACGUCCCCAUCUCCCUGUUCCUUGACACCGAUCUUGGCACCCAUCUCGCCCUGCUCGUCGCCCCGGACACCGACAUCCGUGGCCUCAAGUCGCAGGUGGCUGUGGAACACGCUGUCGCCUUCCCCGACCUCGGCCCCGUCACCGUGAAGUCCUUCCAGGUCCGGCGGAAGGGUGUACUGUAUCGCCUCUCUGAUUCAAUGACAGUGAUGAGUGCCUUCACCAAAAUCAAAGGUGGGUGCUUUCUUCAUGUCAAUAUGGCAGAGGCUACAGCAGCCACACACUGCUGCCAAGAUGCGCCAGCAACUGACACUAGAAGAUUGAAUGGUGUUAGUCUUGGAAUUUAUGAAAAGAACCAUGUUCAGGAGCUGCCUGCAGUGGCACCAGAUGUUGCUUGUGAUAUGCUCCCUAGAGGCCUUGAAGGUUGUAAUGAUGAUGCCGUGCUGAAUACUGUUCAAACACAUGAUGUGUUGCCAAAUUGUACCUUGGUGCCAUCCUCAUCACAGCUAAAUACUGAAGUACCGAAGAACAAUGCAGUGGGUCUGGCCAGUUAUACUGAAGCAGGAAUUGCUCAAGUUAUUGACAAAGCAAAGAGUUACAGUGGCCAGAUAAAACAUGCUAAUCAAACUGAAGGUGCUUAUAUUAUUUCCACAUCAAAGGCAUGUGUUGAUAAAUCUUUAAAUGAGAGUAAUAUGUCACAUGCUGUGGAGGAGCUACAUGCAAGUCGAGACCAUGGGGUUGGUGAUGAUGUUUCUGAUAAAAAGCAAGUCAUGGUAGAGGAGCAACUGCUGGAAGAGAUACAAGCAAAGGAUAAUCUUUCACAAGCAAAGGAGCACAAAAAAUGUAGGACUAGUUCUUUUGACACAUCAUGUAUGGAUCUACUGGAAACAGGCACUACUUCUCUUGUGGAAUCUUUAAACACUUCUAAUCAUCAAGAAGUCCAUGACACCUUACAUGAGGAGUCCAUUCAGCUAGAAAAUCCAAGCACUGUUGGAAAGAAGAAGAAAAGGAAAAGGCGUCAAUUGUCCCCUUCAAAAUCUGCUUCUGCUCAAGAGACAACAGAACCGUCAGCUACAGCAGUUGAUUUAUUAAUACCCACAGGUGAAGUUCUGUCUAAUAACAGCCCAGGGAUACAGAUCCAUAAUAUACAUGCAAUGGAUAAUCUUUCACAAGAAAAGGAGCAGAAAAAAUCUAGGACUAGUUCUCCUGACACAUCAAAUAGGCAUUUACUGGAAACAAACCCUACUUCUCUUAGGGAAACUCUAAACACUUCAAAUCAUCAAGGCCAUGACACUUUAGAUGAGGAGUUCAUCCAGCCAGAAAACCCAAGUGCUGCUGGUAAGAAGAAAAAGAAAAGGCGUCAAUUGGUCCCUUCUAAAUAUGCUUCUGCUCAAAUAACGACAGAACCAUCGUCUGGGGCAGCCCCAGCGGAUUUAUCAAAAUCCACAGGUGACAAAGCAUAUAAUGCUGAAUUGACUAGCAAAGGUGAAACUGUAGUUGAAGCAUCUGGUUUGCCUCUUUCAUCAUAUGAACAUAAUGAUGGAAACCAGGGGGGCAAAAGUGUUAAGUUUGUGAGCGAUGAUCAAGCAUCUACUGAUUUAAUCUCUGAACAAGAGAAGUUUGAUCAUGCUCUCAAGGGAUGUAGGGAUCCUUUAAUUGCAGAUGACAUUUAUUCUACAGGUGAAAAUGUAGCUAUUGAAGGAAAGACUACAAAAGGAAGUUGUGCCCCUUUAAAUGGAGGGGACAGGCAUGAAGAAAUAAAACACCUCAAUGAGGGAUGUCAUAAUGCAGGUGUACCUGAAACAAGCAACAUGGAGAAAGAUGGCAAAAGUACAGAUGUCUCUGACAAGAGGCAAACAAGUCAAAAUACCUCGCAAGUGAAGAAGCGCAAGAAAUCAAAGGUUGGUUCUGUUGACAUGCCUUCCGUGGAUGCUUCUGGUGAAAAAGAUCAUCGGUAUAGUGAAAAUGCGACCAAACAAGAUACAGCUUCUACUAAAAGGGAGAUUGUCCACGAACCUUCUAUGCAACAGAUGUCAAACAUUGUGCAUCAGGGGGAUUCAAAUGUAAUAGAAAAUCCAAGUGGUGAUGGAAAGAAAAAGAAAAAAAGAAGACACCAUUCAGAAUCCUUAAAGGGUAUGAAUCCUAGUCAAGAUCUGACCAAAUCUUCUGGAUUUGUAACAAACGAAAGCUCGAUACAAUGCACAGGUGCUGCUCCAAUAAAUGCAAAGCAAACAAACUUAGUCAUUAUAGAAGGAGAAACAGUUACUGGGCACAGGAAGCUUAGUGAAAAUCUAGAUGUAGCGGCAACACAUGUUGUUGAUGAGGUAUUGGCAGAUCUAAGAUCUAAAGACGGCUUAAGUAAGGAUCUGGAUGAAAAUCUAUUACCAGGACAAACUCACCUAGGCAGCAAUCAGAAUGGAAUAGAAGUUCCUGAAUCCAUUGCUGUUAAAGUUGGUAGUACUACUGCAGCAUUACCUCCGAAAUAUCCUGCAACAGUUCACUCUGCUUCUCCUGUUAACUCACCUAGACAAAGGAAGUCUAAGGGGAAAAAAUUGAAAGUGCUAUCCACCAUGGCUGACUCUUCUCAUCAAUCAAGUGGUGUACCCGAAGAAGAUGCUAAUAGAAAAUUAAAAGAGUCUGAUUCUUUGAGGUUUGCUGAUAAAACAAGUGAUCAUGAGGAUAUAGUAACUGCAAAUGUGGUUGCUCAAGCUGAUGAAAAACGCAAAGCCACUAAGCGUCAAAGAAAGAAAGGUUCUGUAAAGCAGGUACUUGAUACAUUGGACUUGAAGGAAGUGAAUGACACAGAAGAAAAUUUGGUUCAGGGAGGUUCUGUAGUUGACACUCCCUUGAGCACUGCUGGGAACGUAGAGCAGAAAGACUGGUCUUCUGAGACUUUGAGUCCUAAAGAACAAGAAACUAAUUGUUCUACUCAUGGGCUGGAUAGUCACACAGCUAAGGACAGCCAGGAUGAGUAUGUAACUGACACCAUUGGGACCCAUGAUAAUGAAAAUGCUGCAGGAACCCCAGCCUUGCAUGUAGUUCAGAAAGAUGCCAUGGCCCUCAAAUCCGCCAGCCCUAAUUCUCAAAAGGAGCAGGAAACAUCUUUGAACUCUGAACUACAAAGUCAGGAUUGUCCUCUGGAACAUGGUUUUAGUGCAGAUUUGGUGAACUCCAGGACUGAAAAGGGAGUCAGGACUACAAGUUCUGCUAGUGCUGUUAAAUCUGAUUACAACACCAUGUUUCAUCCUGCUAAUGGUAGAAUCAAUGUCCUUGAUCAUUUUAGCCGCAGCAAUUUGAAUGAUGGUUCAUCAAUUGUCGCAGAAAGUAAGCAAAACAAUGAAGAUGGAAGUUUAAGGGAAGUGAAGAAUAAAAAGAAGAAACGAAAGCAAGGUACUGGUAGCGUUGAACCAAAUGAUGUUAUAGAAUCUCUUCCCUCAGAGAUAGCUAGCUUAACUGGUCAUUUUGGUACCAGCAAAGCUGUUGUGUCAUCUGUUGCAACAGAAAACAUGAAUGGAGGAAAUGAGAAUGUGAAUAAAGGCAAGGAGAAGAAGAGAAAGGGCAAAUCUAAUAUGGAAGUACCUACUGCUGGAAAGGACCAUCCUAAUUGUGAUACUCAAUUCAUUGAUAUUGGUACCCAAGAAUCACUUAUUUCUAUUGUACAAAAAGAAAGGACAGGUCAAGACAAUGGAAAAGAGAGCAACAGUAAAGCUACUCAGAAUGCCAGUAUAAUGCAACAUGAACCAGAAGAUGCCACUUGGAAUCGUAGCCCUGAGAAGAAUCACCACCAGAGUGUUGAUGAUGAUCAGAACAAGUUGCUCACUGAAAAGGAUCAUGCACAUAUAAAUAAAGAAGUGAGAAAAUUCACUCCUCAAACAAAGGCCCAUGCUAAGAUUAGAAAGCCUGAUGGGUCUACUAUCAAGGAAAAGGUGGCUCCAAAUCCUAAACCUGUAACCAACCUUGUGAAGGAUUUUUCCAUGAGCCCACGAGCAUCAAGUGACAGCACAGAGGGCAUGCCACAAAGUGCUAACCGAUAUAGAGUUGCAGUCCGGAAAGUACCAAGUAAAAGGUAUGAAGAGACCAGUGGAAACUCCAAUAAGGCGAGUAGGAAAGUAGGCUCUGGUGCAAUAUUCAAUGACUCUAUCAGCGAAGGUUCUGGUGAUGAAUUGGACACCAAGACUGUCAUGGAAAGAUCACCUAAUAAGUCAUCUACAUCUGCUGAUUCAGGUAUUUCAUCUGCAGCCUCUGGUGAAAGCGAGGUUCCUGAUGAUGAUGGCACCGUAUCACUAUCUCAGAAGAGUUUCAAAGGUCUGCACAUUAGCUCCAUCCUCCGUGGCUCCCGUAGCUACAAGAAGGCACUAAAGAGGCAAAUGGAGCUGCUAGACGACGACACCAUUGUGCCUGAUAGCCAGCCCGCGGAUGGCCUUUGGGGCUGAACAUGGUUAUCGUCAAGAGAAGCGCCGACCCUGCUUCAUCCUUUUUUGCCAUUGUCCACCUGAUACGCUGGUGGGCUUUAUAAGUUGUCUAAAACACAUGCCCGAAUGCGUGAUGUCGCUGAUGGCAUUGCCAUACGCCACACGCAGUUCCCUUAUUUUGUCGGGCUUAAGCUGUGAUCUGCCUGAGGAUGAAUCGAUGAUGUUCAUGAUACAGCUUACCAGCUAUAUAUAUGUGUUAAUGUAUGUAAGAAUGAUACGCACGCUUAGUCUCUCACCCAUGAGCCAUGGGUCCGUUGAGUCCUGACUGACCAUCGCCAGAAGUUGUGGUUUGUGACAGGAAAUUCCAUCCUUCUGGCUUA
Zea mays is the source of this 4960-nucleotide messenger RNA. RefSeq lists its product as uncharacterized. NCBI's taxonomy places the organism in Eukaryota, Viridiplantae, Streptophyta, Magnoliopsida, Poales, Poaceae. The transcript is spliced from 7 exons. The coding region runs from base 120 to 4601 and encodes 1493 amino acids. The record is from RefSeq and is a predicted model, not a curated record.